This is a messenger RNA of Lates calcarifer (barramundi perch), 1927 nucleotides long. RefSeq names its product V-set and immunoglobulin domain containing 8b (gene vsig8b). Lineage: Eukaryota; Metazoa; Chordata; Actinopteri; Centropomidae. The transcript has 8 exons. The coding region runs from base 158 to 1261 and encodes 367 amino acids. The record is from RefSeq and is a predicted model, not a curated record.
CAACAGAUGCACUAUGGACAGAGAGGGUGUGGCCAUAGUUAGUGCUGCUGAGUUUCACCUGAGAACAAAAUAAGCAAGCUUCACCAGUACUGAAGCACAGACGGGCCUCGAAGGACAUAUUUUUACUAUCAAUUAUUUUUCCACUUUAAGGGUUGUGAUGGAGUUUGUAUUCACAAGUGUGAGGCUAAAGGUGGUCGUGCUGAUUCUGGUAACAAUUCAGCUGCAGACAGAUGUGACACAGGCGAUGGAGAUAACAUCCUCGGGGCCACAGACCAUUCAAAAACCCCAGUAUGACACAGUCAACCUGGGAUGCACCUUCACCCCUGGCCCCCAAGACACAGGAGAGCUGGACAUUGAGUGGUCCAACGUCAGUCCAGACAUGACGCAGAAAGACAAACUGAUCUUAUCAUAUUCAGGAGGCCAGACACACCACUAUGGCGACCCCAGCUUCACCCGGAGGGUCAGCUUCAUCGGGGACCCCAAGCAGGGAGACGCUUCCAUCGCUGUCUCAAAUGUGAGGCCCUCAGACACAGCCACUUACCAGUGCAAGGUCAAGAAGACGCCGGGCGUCGACACACGGAAAGUCACUCUGGUGGUGAUGGUUCCGCCAUCGGUGCCAAAGUGUUGGGUUGAAGAUGGCGAGGAGAAAGGUGGCACAGUCUCCCUCCGCUGCAAAUCCUCUCAGGGAUCCACUCCUCUCACUUAUGUGUGGAGGAGAGAGAGCGGAGGUCCGAUGCCACCCACUGCAACCCAGGACCCACAGUCUGGGGAGCUUUUGAUAAGGAACCAUACAGACAGCAACACUGGGAGUUAUGUGUGUGAGGUGAAAAAUGCUGUUGGCAGUGCACAGUGCAAAUAUGCACUGCGUGCAUAUAACCCAACCAACAAGGUGGGUGUCAUAGUUGGAGCGGUGAUUGGUGCUCUCUUGCUGUUUCUCCUCCUCCUGCUUCUCAUCUGGCUCCUGAUCUGCUGCUGCCAUAAGCGUCGCUAUGAGAAAGAGGUCGCAAAUGAAAUAAGGGAGGACGCCCCGGCCCCAGAGAGCCGACCCUCCAGCAGAAACUCCAGCUUCCGCUCAGUGUUGGGGUACCGCACCCACCCCGGGGUGCACUACAGCUCUGCUGGGAACCACCUGCCCAGUAUCAAUGAAUCUGGAAACGGUGUCAUCUACACAGACGGGAGUAAUGGGAUGUCACCGCCAACUUCUCCAGGGGGCAAACUUGCUCAUCUCCAAUAUGACCAUAAAUACGGAUACCCUGUGUAACCACAAUCCACAUGCAUCAAGGACUCUCUAUCUUUAAUAUAAAACUACAGCCUAUGAGGAAAAGACUUUUUACUUUUAAGAUAAAGCAUCUUGUAAAAAAUUCUCUCUGUAUAGUAUGUUUGUGACAAAUGGUGCAAUAUUAAGUGGAGAACAAUGGGAGUGCUGGUAAACAACUACUGGGGACUCACAAAUUCUUACCUCAGCUGUGGGAUAAACAUAAAUGUGCGACUAGCUGACUUUCAUGAUGCGCUGUACCACAUCACUGUUGUUGAAAACAAGAAUAGGUUCUCAUAAUCUAACUCAUUAUUAUAUACUGAUUAAGCUAAAACUGUAGGUACAUGUACAGAGUAAAAAUGGUGUAUUUUUAUUUUAUUUUUUCUAUGACGCAUAUGUAACUCAAUCAGUCUAUAACUGUUUUUUUUUUUUUUUUUUGAAUAUGUACAAUAAAAAAUUUUUAACAAGGGGAGGAAUCAUUUACUAAAGUUAAUUGAGUGAGUUGUAUUUUUUAGCAUCAUAAUGAAAUCAGACAUUGUGUUUUAACAUGCAAAAUUAGGUAUAAAAACAGUUAAAUUAUAUGUCCAGAGGUUCAAUUACAACUUAGCUAGAGAGGGUCGUUACAUUGGAGAGUUUGGAGAGAUCAUUAAAAAUAAACAUUGUGCAAAAUGA